This is a messenger RNA of Sporothrix schenckii 1099-18, 1638 nucleotides long. RefSeq lists its product as uncharacterized. Lineage: Eukaryota; Fungi; Ascomycota; Sordariomycetes; Ophiostomatales; Ophiostomataceae. The record is from RefSeq and is a predicted model, not a curated record. Bases 1 to 1638 code for a protein of 545 amino acids. The transcript has a single exon.
AUGUUGCCCAAGGCACUGCUCGCCGCGGCGCUGGCGUCGUCGACGGCGUCUGCCUUGUUGCUCCCGCCGCCCACCGAUGUCGAGUUUGAGCGGCAGUCGCAGCGCGGCAACGACCCCCACCGCCACCACGGCGGCAAGAACCGCGAGGCGAUGGCAAUCGCGCCGCCCGCGAUGAAGAUUGGGACCGUCGUCCCGGCAGCCAUGGCCAACCCGUUCUACCACGAGUUCACCAAGGUCAAGGUGCCCUGCCCGGGCUGCUCCAUGCAGAUCCGCAAGCAUGGCCACGGCCACGAGGAGGACGACAAUGGCGAGACGGCGCAAGACGGCCAGACCGUGACGCUGACCAACGUCGACAACCACAUCAACCUCUUCCUCAACAUCGACCACCAGGCCGACGGCGACCACCUGCUGGUGAACCACUUUGAGGUGUACCCCAACGUCGACAUCAACGGCGACGGCCUGAUGGCCACGCAGGCGCCGGACCACUUCCACCACAAGGGAAAGCACCACAAGGGCAAGCAUCAUGAGGAGCACGAAAAGCAUGAGCACGAAAAGCAUGAGCACGAGAAGCAUGAGCACGAGGACGAGCACGAACACGAGCACGAACACGAGCAUGAGCACGAGCAUGAGCACGAGCAUGAGCACGAUGACCACGGCGAGGAGCUGAAGAAGCGCCACCGGAAGCAUCACGCCGACGACGAAGGCUUCGAGGGCAAGCACUGGAGGCACAAGGAGGUCAAGGACGGCAAGGACUUCCACCCGAAGAAACACCACGGCAAGCACGGCAAGCACGGUAAGCACGGCAAGCACCUCGUCCAGGUGCCUCUGGGCUACGCCAUGCAGACCAAGGCCGUCGGCAAGGACGAGAGCAACGGCAUGGAGGCUGUCACGCUGUCGCUCGAGAUCAUCCAGGUCAAUGGCGAGUUCAUCCGGGGCAUCCCGGCCGUCAACAUUCAUCUGAUCCGCACGCCCGAGAGCGGCCUCAUGAUUGCGCGCGUGGACGUUGAGGGCGACGGCGUGAUCGCCGCCUCCCCGGCCAAAGACCGCAUGGCCGAGCUCAAGGAGCAGCUCGAUGCGUGCUCCAACUUCCUUUGCCGCUGGAAGGUCCUGAUCAAGUCCGGCAUCAAGGCGCACCGUGGCGGCUGCGCCGGCAAGGCCAUGGCCAAGGCAUUUGGCGGCAAGGGCGACGGCGACGACGAGGACAAGCCGCACCGUCACCACCAUCACCACCACCAUCACCACCACGACGAGGACGACGAGAACGACAACCACGAGGACAGGCCCCACCGCCACCACAAGCUGAUGCGCCAUCAUAGCUGGGCGAAGCUGGCCCGCAAGUUCGUGACGCACAUUCUCUUGCCUAUCCUGUUCGGCGUCGCUGCCGGCAUUGCCGUUAGCAUCAUUGGUGUCGCUGUCGGCACCUUUGUGGCUGGCGCGUGGCGUGUGCUGUGCCGUCGCAAGGCUGUCGCUCACACCCGCCGCCGCUGCUGCAAGAGCAAGAAGACUGCUGCGGCUGCCGUUGACCGCCACGGCGACGAGGCGGCCGUCGACGAGGAGAAGGCUGGCCUGAUGGCUGCUCCGUCGACCGAGGAGCUGCCACCGUACGAGGACGACAACACAAAGUCGAACUCUGCGUAA